Molecule: messenger RNA, 1155 nt
Organism: Penicillium lagena
Lineage: Eukaryota; Fungi; Ascomycota; Eurotiomycetes; Eurotiales; Aspergillaceae
Product: peroxisomal membrane protein PEX16
Exons: 4
Coding region: 1-1155 (384 amino acids)
Biological process (GO): peroxisome organization
Cellular component (GO): peroxisomal membrane
Source: RefSeq, a predicted model, not a curated record
AUGAUGGAAACUGCCAAGAAUAUCCAGAAUCCCUUGCCCCCCGUAUUGCUACAUCCUUCCAAAUGGCUCUCGCUCUAUGAGGAUUUCGUGACCAAGAAUGCCAGCUCGGUCGGCCAAGUCGAGUCGGCACUGAGAUCGUUGACGUAUAUCAUCCCAGGACGAUACCGUGAAUCAGAGAUUCCUUCAGAAUGCGUGCACUCUGGCGUCCAGCUGUUGUCGCUGUAUCAUGAUUCUCUGGUGUCGCGUGUCAUAUCUCGGCUGCCACCCACCAUCCCUCGCCCGCCGCCGAGCCCCCAUUCCCGAUACACGAAAUACUGGACCUCUCGCUCUUCCCUAUAUCGCCAAGUCGCUCUUGCGCUUCAGAUGCUUCAGUAUACCGAAUUACUCUGGGAGAUGGCAGCACGGCGGCGGGGCCAGAAAACUCGGUGGCGCGUGGUGGUCUUCAUUGAAUUUGCCAAGGCAGUCUGCCGGUUACUUUUGCUUCGCUUGACUAACUCCAGACCACUCGUCAGCCCGCCACUCCCGGACCGCGAAGUGGACCCACGAUCGACGGAGGAGGAGGACCAGAGCGAUUGGAACGGCAUGCAGACUCCCGUGAGUGAGCGGUCCUCGGACCUGAGUUGGACGAUGCCUCGCACAGGACUCUCCCUGCCAUCCCUUCCGGACGUCGAGGAUGUUUCCAAUUAUCUCAUCUCCAAGGUGCUCACAGCCGAUGACAUCAAGUCACCCAGCGCACUCCUUCACCGUGUGACGGGGCAGGGACAAUUGGCCGAAGUCCUUUACAUUCUUCGGCCGGUGGUAUACGCACUGGCCAUGCAGAGGUGGAGUGGGGACAAGCGGAGCUGGCGGCCAUGGCUGAUUGGAUUUGGAAUGGAAUAUGGCUGUCGGCAGCUUGCUAAGCGGGAUUUCCGUGAACGAGUUGCGGGUGGUCUUCGGGGACUUACCGGGCUCGAGCGAGAGGAGCUGAAAAAGCGCGGGUGGUCCAUGGGCUGGUGGAUGAUGCGAGGCGCCUUCUAUGAGAACAUCACCAAGUCAUGGAUCCAGAGCGUCACCGGCAAGAUGAAGGGCAAGCCUCUCCUGGACCUGGUGGGCAGUGUGGUGGAGGACUAUGGAUACCUGUGGGACAACUACUACUUCUCGACCGCGACCUUGUGA